Molecule: messenger RNA, 984 nt
Organism: Lagopus muta (rock ptarmigan)
Lineage: Eukaryota; Metazoa; Chordata; Aves; Galliformes; Phasianidae
Product: UDP-glucuronosyltransferase 1A1-like
Exons: 1
Coding region: 64-969 (301 amino acids)
Molecular function (GO): UDP-glycosyltransferase activity
Source: RefSeq, a predicted model, not a curated record
UGCUUUUCUUUCAGAGCUGCCCGGAGUUUUCUUGCAGUGCAGCUCUGCCACAUUUCUGCAGGAAUGGCCCUGCUGCUUCCUUCUCAUCCACAAGUCUCAGUGUCGCUGCUUCUGCUGCUGUCCGUGCUCAGCUUGGCUGCAGGUGGGAAGCUGCUGGUGGUGCCUGUAGAUGGGAGUCAUUGGCUCAGCAUGCGGGAAGUGUUAGAUGGAGUCAAGCAGAAAGGACAUGAAAUAGUUGUCGUUGCACCUGAAGUCAGUGUACACAUAAAGCCAACGAAUAAUUUUAUUAUGAAAAUGUACCCAGUCCCUUUCACACAGGAGGAGAUGGAUGGCAGUUUCCGGGAAUUUUCUAAGGAGGCGUUUGCAGAAGGACCCUUUCUGGAAAGGCUUGCUACAAUUCGUCAACGUCUUCAAAGAAUGUCUGCCGUAUACCUGUCUUCUUGUGAGCAUUUACUGUACAACAAAGAGCUCAUCAGAUAUCUUGAGGAGUCUGAGUUUGAUGCUCUCUUUACAGACCCAUUUUUACCCUGUGGGCAGAUUCUGGCUGAACAUCUUUCAAUCCCUUCUGUGUUUCUUUUACAGCAAAUACCAUGUGGAUUAGAUAUUGAUGCCACUCAAUGUCCCAACCCCCCUUCUUACGUCCCCAGGAUUUUCAGUGGCAAUUCAGACCACAUGAACUUUCUCCAGCGUGUAAAGAAUAUUCUUUUUGACAUCCCACAUUCUAUUCUUUGUCAUCUUCUCUUUCAACCGUACACAAAACUGGCCUCCGAGUUCCUUCAGCGGGAUGUGACUGUAUUAGAUCUCUUACGCAAGGCAUCUAUUUGGCUUGUACGAUCUGACUUUUCUAUCUAUUAUCCAAAACCACUAAUGCCAAACAUGAUCAUAAUUGGAGGAAUAACCUGCACUCAUAAGAAGUUAUCUCAGGUAGGUGAUUCCUUGUUUCUUUCUUCACUAGUGUUUUCACUGUAGAAGUUUGUAUCAUUU